AUGCCUGUUAUUCUCCCUUUGCCACUAGUUUCUCUCUCAAAAGAACCAAACCCUUUAGUCUUUGAUGCAUCCAUUCUGCAAAAUGAAUCCAGUAUACCCUCACAGUUUGUAUGGCCGGACCAUGAACAGCCCCGCCGUGAACCACCGCCACCACCGCUUCAUGUUCCUCCAAUUGACCUAAAAGCCUUCUUCUCCGGCGAACCACUUGCAGUCUCCAAUGCAACUCGUCUCGUCAACUCUGCGUGUCAAGAACAUGGUUUCUUCCAAGUUUUCAACCAUGGUGUUGAUUCUAAUUUGAUCAAUGAAACCCACAAGAUUAUGAAUCUCUUCUUUGGGAUGCCAUUGUUGGAGAAGCAAAAAGCUCAACGAAAGUUUGGUGAAUAUUGUGGGUAUGCAAGUAGUUUCACGAAUAGAUUCUCCUCUAAGCUUCCAUGGAAAGAAACAUUCUCUUUUCGGUAUUCUUCGGAUCCAAAAUGCGCGAACAUCGUUCAAGAUUACUUCGUGAACGUAAUGGGAGAAGAUUUUAGCAAUUUCGGGAGGGUUUGUCAAGAAUAUUGCGAAGCUAUGAGCAAACUAUCUCUCGAGAUCGUGGAGCUACUCGGAACGAGCCUUGGAAUCGAUCGAUCCUAUUUUAGGGAUUUCUACAAAGAAAACGAUUCGAUCAUGAGAUUGAACUAUUACCCUCCUUGUCAAAAACCUAAUCUAACUCUUGGAACCGGUCCUCAUUGUGAUCCGACAUCCGUAACCAUUCUUCAUCAAGACAAUGUUGGCGGGCUUGAAGUAUUCGUUGACGAAAAAUGGCAUUCUAUCGCUCCUUGCUCCGAAGCCUUUGUUAUCAACAUCGGGGAUACUUUCAUGGCACUAUCGAACGGAUUAUACAAGAGUUGCUUACAUAGAGCGGUCGUGAAUAGUGAAACUUCUAGGAAGUCUCUCGCGUUCUUUCUCUCGCCUAGAAUGGACAAAGUCGUGAGACCGCCUAAAGCACUGGUUGAGGACGAUACACGAAGGGUUUAUCCCGAUUUUACGUGGUCGAGUUUCCUCGAGUUCACUCAGAAACAUUAUCGAGCAGACGUGGAAACCCUAGAUGCAUUCUCAAAUUGGCUACAAAACGAAGGAAAAUAA
Cynara cardunculus var. scolymus (artichoke) is the source of this 1122-nucleotide messenger RNA. Its product is annotated as gibberellin 20 oxidase 2-like. The record is from RefSeq and is a predicted model, not a curated record. The transcript has 3 exons. Gene Ontology annotation, molecular function: gibberellin 20-oxidase activity. The coding region runs from base 1 to 1122 and encodes 373 amino acids. NCBI's taxonomy places the organism in Eukaryota, Viridiplantae, Streptophyta, Magnoliopsida, Asterales, Asteraceae. Gene Ontology annotation, biological process: unidimensional cell growth; gibberellin biosynthetic process; response to light stimulus.